Gambusia affinis (western mosquitofish) is the source of this 1469-nucleotide messenger RNA. RefSeq names its product serum paraoxonase/arylesterase 2-like. Gene Ontology annotation, molecular function: arylesterase activity. The transcript has 9 exons. Lineage: Eukaryota; Metazoa; Chordata; Actinopteri; Cyprinodontiformes; Poeciliidae. The record is from RefSeq and is a predicted model, not a curated record. The coding region runs from base 78 to 1145 and encodes 355 amino acids.
CGUUGUGAUGCGUCUCACGCGACAGAACCCAUAAAGAUUAAAACACUGUGUGAAAAGUUUGUAGUCUCGCUGUGAAAAUGGGACAAUUUGCAGUCAUUUCGAUUGCUAUAGCAGCACUUUCGGUGCUGCUCGGAGAAAGGGUUCUCAAUAUUAGCAAAAGGCACCUCAUUUUCAGGGAGGUGGGCAACAAACAUCUGCCCAACUGCGUUGCGCUCAAAAACAUAGAACAUGGCUCGGAGGACAUAACCUUUAUUGGAGAUGGCCUUGCCUUUAUCAGCGCUGGCCUCAAAUUUCCUGGACUCCCAUCCUCGGAUGAGCCUGGAAAAAUCUACACCCUUGAUCUCAAAGAUCCUAAUCUGAAACCGGUGGAGCUGCGUAUGCCAAGGAACUUUGAUUUGGAGUCAUUCAACCCGCAUGGCAUCAGUGUAUACACAGAUCCAAGUGAUGAUACGAUCUAUUUGUUCGUUGUUAAUCAUCCUCAGUUUGAAAGCCAAAUUGAGAUCUUCAAAUAUGUGGCAGAUGGUUCUUCCCUAGUGCAUCUUAAAACCAUAAAGCACGAGCUACUGCACAGUGUGAAUGAUGUUGUUGCAGUAGGGGUAGAGAGUUUUUAUGCCACCAACGAUCACUACUUCUCUAACUAUCUCCUGAAAACACUGGAGAUUUUUUUGCUUAUGCCUUGGACCAAUGUAGUGUUCUACAGUCCGAAGGAAGUGAAAGUAGUCUCUGAUGGCUAUCACUUUGCUAAUGGCAUCAAUAUGUCUCCAGACCAAAGGUACAUAUAUGUGGCAAACAUAUUUAACCACAGUGUGAAUGUAUUGGAGAAGAAAAAAGACAACACACUGACACCAAUAAAGUCUGUGCCUUUGGGUUCACUUUGUGACAACAUCGAAGUGGAUCCUGAAACCGGCGACCUUUGGCUGGGUUGUCACAUCAAUACAAAGAAGCUUUUCCUGUUUGAUCCCAAAGAUCCUCCAGGCUCAGAGGUCAUCCGCAUCCAGAACAUUCUCUCAGAUGAACCCGUGGUGACCCAGGUGUAUACAGAUGAUGGCAAUGUGCUCAGUGGCUCUUCGGUGGCAACUGUUUACGGGGACAAGCUGCUCAUAGGGACCGUGUUUCAUAAAGCAUUGUGUUGUGAUUUAAAAUAGGCAGGUGGAGGUGAUUAACCUCUCAACUGUCACACCUCAAAGCAUUUACAUUUUAGUCAAUGGUUCCAUGAGGACAGUGAUGUCCUCAUACAGAUUAAAGAGGUUAAAUAAUGAAGUUUAGUCAAUAAAAUGGAAAUCAGGACAUACCUCUGUGGUUAGACAGGGCAGUGAUGAUUUUAAUGGUGAUCUGCUGCAGGGUUUGCUUCUUCUAAAGUCUUCUGAAAAUAUACUUGGAAGGAUCUGAUGACAGAAAACCUCUCCAAUGCGGUGCUUACUGAGCCACACAGCUGAAAAAAAAUGAAAAAAAUCAUAUUUACAAGUGAA